GGAGACAGCAGCAGGGGAACUGCAAGUAGGGUACAAAAGAGAGCCAGGGAGAGGUGGAGCGGACAGCAGCGGCAGCCUCUGCCUCUCCAGCGGGCAGAGGGACAGGGGCGCUCUCCUUCACCUUUGCUGCCCUCACCCUGUCUGUGUAUUUAUAGGAUUUCCUACUCCCCCCCUCUCCCCACUGGAAAGUUUAACCAGCCUUUAAGAAAACCGUCUUUGCUGCUUCUCCAGCGCUGCCGGAUCCUUUGCAUCUCCCAAGCCAAGCAGCAGAGACUCGCAUCCGAUCCUCAGUGACAAGAAGGAGGAAGGUUACAAGGCUAGCUGCAGAGCUCCCUCGCUCUCUCCCUCGCUCGCUUUCUCCUCGGAGGGGCAGAAAGAACAUGAGCAGGACAAGUGGAAACUCUCUCUUCUGGGUUUUCUCCUACCUCUGCCUGGGGACGUUGGUUUCUCUGACGGAUGCCAAAGGGACCUAUUACCACCACCCCGCCCCUGUCUCUUACAGUAACAGAUACAAUCUUUAUACCUCAGGAUCUAGCCCUCAGCUCAGCCCCGGGAAGCCCAUGGGGAAGCACAAGAGCUACUGUGCAUACGUGGUGCAGAGAAAUGUGACAUGCACCCUGCAGGAUGGGGUGGAGAGCUACGUGAAGGCCGAAUAUCACAAGUGCAGCUGGGGGCCCAAGUGCCCAGGGAAAGUCCUGUACCGCACCUUCUACAGACCCAAGUACAAGAUUGGCUACAAGACAGUGACUGAGCUGGCAUGGAGGUGCUGCCCAGGACUCAUGGGAGAAGGGUGCCAUGACAGCCCUACUGACCAACCAGGCCUGCUGCCCCAGCGCCCCAGCCCUAAGAUUCCUCCUGGUCACAAGAUGUUUCCAGGUCCUAGAGUUCCUCCCCAUCCCCAAAUCCACCCUGAGCCGUUUCCAAGUCCAAAGAAGAACCACUAUGGCAGGAAGAUGCCUGGCAUCUUUGGGGACAGGCUGGACCGGCUGGAAGAGGAGGUAAGGCGCCUCUCGCAGUCCUACGACAGCCUGCACAAUGUGGUGAGCGGCCUGGGGGAUCACCUGCGUCUGGCCAUCCAGGAGGAUACCAACAAGAUGAUCGGGUCUCUGAUGAACAGCCCAAGCGUGCCCGACUCAACAGUGGGCUUUGGGGUCAUUCCCGAUGGGAUUGUGGAUGUGGCUGACAAGGCGGACAUCACCACCUAUCCACCCGUGGGUGAGAUCCUGGCCAAGGUGAGCGAGGUGAGCGACGUGCUGAAGACCAAGACAGAUUUGCUCAAUGAGGUGCACGGCCUGGUCCUGGACCAUGACGGGCAGAUCAAACACCUGCUGGAGUCAGCUAGGCCAUCACCCCUCACCUCCAUCGACAUGUUGGAGGAGUAUGUGGACACCCGGCUGAGCAACCUGCGAGCAGAGAUGCUGGAUGGCUUUGAGAAGAAGCUGGUGAAAAUCCAGAGCACAUGCGACUUCAGGAUCAAGGAGGUGCAGCAGCAGUGUGAAGAGGAGAAAGCUGCCAACUUGCGGCUACAGCAGACCCUGGACGGCAAGGAACUGGAGAUCAAGAAGGAGAUCUCCCAGCUAGAGACCCAGAUCCAAGGGUUGACCGUGGUGGAGAGCUGCUGCGGCAACCUGAACUACCUCACCGAGCGCAUGGACAUCCUGGAGAAGGGCCUGCACAGCAUCUCUGAGUCCCAGAAGAACCUACACUCACAGCUCAAUGGUGAGUUCUCCACCAUCACCCUGGGGAGCCUUGUUGAAGGGCGCUUCGAGGACCUGGAGGCGAGGCUCAAUGCUACAGAGAGAGAGACUGGCAGCUGCUGCUCCAGCUUGGAGGACAGCAUGAUGGGCCUGGUGGGGUCAGAAUUGGAUGGUGUGAGGACCUCGUUUGAGGACAAAAUGAGGACCUUGGAGGACAGGUUCAUGACCAUUGUGGGGGAGCUGAGCAAUGUCAGUGCCCCAGCGGGUCUGGAUGAAGCCAUGAUGCCCUUGCUGGAGGGAGAGCUUGCCAACAUGAGGAAGCAGACAGACGAAAGACUGGAGGUGCUGCAGAGCCGGCUCACCACCCUGGAGAGCACCUGCUUACUAGGCUGUGCCUCUGCUUCCAAAGAUGUGGAGACUUUCCGGACUGAAAUUGAGGACUGCCAGAGCAAGAACCAGGAUCUGCUGCUCAGAAUGGACAGUAACAACGACCUCCUGCGCAAGUUGAAUACCACCAUCCUGGAGAUCCAGAGGCGGAUUGAGGAGGAGGCAGCCGGCUCGCUGCAAGGCGAGAUCACCCUGCUCAAGAUCAACCUGAAUACCGUGAGCAAAUCCCUGACAGGGCUCAAGGACUCUGUCUCCCAGUACUCCAACACCGUGCUGCACGUCAACUCUUCACUGGACGAACACGAGCGCAAGAUAGAGGACGAGGUGCACUCCAUUCAGGAGAAGGUCAGCGACCAAGGCUCGCAGCUCAUCUUCAGCAACAAGCGCGUCCUGAACCUGAAAGGCGAUCUGGAGAGACUCAAAGCGAGGAUCGUGAAUGACCUAAGCAACUGCAAGAACGCCGCACACGUCCUGCAGAAGGAAGUGGCCCAGUUCGACAGCCGUGUGGCCCAGGUGGAAAACAUGUGCGGUGGGCUUGGUGCCAUGACGGGGAGCCUGGACAUCAUCCGUGAUGAGCUGGAGAAGCACACAGGCAGCCUGUGGGGCUACAUGGACCAUAUGAACGGGACUUUGGCCGCCCACUCUCAGGAAAUAACUGUACUGAAGGACAACUUGCUGGAUUGCCAGGCCAAAGUGACAGAGCUGGCCGAACAGGUUACCCACUUGGAAGGCGCUUUAGAGGGGAAGCAGCAUUAGCUAUACCGAAACCCACCUCUCUUUAUCCUUGAAGAACAGAAUUAACUUAUAUCACACAGACUCUACUGUGACAAUGGGUUGUUGUUUUUUUUUUUAAAUAUAAAUGGAAAGCUGCUAUAAUCCCUUCUCCCAUUUCUUUAAUUUUUUUUUUCUUGCCUGAAAAAAGUGAAACCCUACAGCCCAAGUCAUCCCUUUGCCAUACUGAACUGGACUGGACUUGAUAUCCCUUCUUGUCACUUAGCAGCUGUCCUAACAACAUAGGAGAUCCUGGUCAUAGCUGGUGGUUGUUAUGUAGCUGUGACCCAGGAAUGACAGUUCAGGACCAAGCUCAAGGCAGAAUCAUUUUGGAGGAUUGAUUGCUUUGGAAAGAAUAAAACUCUGUAUUUGUAAGGCAGGAUGGACAAACUCUGUUCCUAAAGGAUCACAUGCAUCUUACCCACUGGGGCAAAGAGAUAGUCAGGGACCCACCUUUGUAACAUCCACCUGGGGAUAGUUGGAUUUUAACAGGGAAAGCCUUCUAGCAUAUACCCUGGGGAAUUUUAUUCCCCUUUUUGACACAAUGGCUUCCAUUCUAUUAAUCUGAGCCCAGGUUUCUGUCUCUCAACUAAUGCCUAAGCCAAUUUAAAAUUAGAUGCAUUCCCCAUCCACCCACCCCUUUUGACAGGCAUAGUAGGGGGAUAUGCAUGAAGACAACAUAGGUCUAUAAACAACCCUCUUCCUCCCCUGCUACUCCUGAGUGUAGCGCCUUUGCUCAGCUUCCUCCAUCUUGCCAGUUGUGCUAUGGAGCACACAGUGUGACCUGUUAGAGAUUCAACUAGUUUAAGCGUGGCAUUUGGGGGAGUCCAUUUUAGGACUGUACUGGGCCUGAAUUUAAUAAGAACAAGGGGUCCUGUGUGUUUGCAGGCCAAGGACUGCAAAUUGGACACAGCUCUUUGCUUGUUGCCUAAGUCACAUUGGAACCCAGGUCUCCAAAGAUGAAAACCCAGGGCAUUAAGCCAUGAUGCCCCCCCCAGCCCUGCGGAGUAAUUUAAGCAAUAAUGGGGAUAUGUGCAGGUGCUCUUAUCCCAUAAAUGGCUUUACUUCCCACGAUACUCCAGGUAUAGAUUUGGAGAAAUAGGAUUUAUCUGUUCCUAGGCUGCACAGGGCAACGUGUGUUCAUGUCCACUAUCCCAUCGUCACAUAGACAGGAGUGGGCAACUGGGAUCACAUUCACUUCACAUACUCCAGGGCCCCUGAAAGCCUUCUUGGCUAUGCGACUUCCCUAGAGAGGGACUUCCUUUGUCAAGUGCAGGCAGGAGGCGAAGGUAAGGGCAAGUCUCUCACAGUGCCUUUGAAAGCAGAACCCUUCCUGGAGGGCGGGGGGAUGUUAAUCAAGGGAAGCUCAACUCAGCAGCAUCAUUUGGAAGAUCUCCACAUUUCAUCCAGUUUUCCAGCUGGGCUGGAUGAGGCACAAAGGAGCCCAGUGAGGCAUCAGAUCCUUGAGUGGUUCUGGUGAGCUAGGAACGGGGAUUCACCCCACAGUGGAACCAGGAGGUGCCGGGGGCCCUCUACUCCCAUGUCUGGGCCAUUUCACCUUAGUACUAUGGCACGUUUGUGACAUCCAAGGACUUGAUUCUGGUACUCAGACUGGCAGGAGAGUUCCUCUGCUACAAGCUAUCGCCCAAGAAACAAGGGAAAGGUUAAACUCCAGUUUCACAUAGAGCACACGGACUGACGAACUAGCAGGAACCCCCUCUGCACAGACUGCAGUGAUGGAGGACAAAACCCGGCUACCCUUCGGCUAUGGCCAAGGUUGCUUGGCUAGGUUGGAUUUGGUCACCGUGAAAAGAAAGCGGAGUGUCUAUUUCAGCUACACUGGCAUUUGGGGGAGGUGGGGGAGAAAGCUACCACUGUACAUGCUAUUCAUGGCUUUAAUUUAAUCUCUCACACUAGGCCUGCUUCAGUUCUUCUCUUCACCUGCUGCCACCGCAGCCCUGGGCCCCGACUUUCCUCCCCAUCGCCCUCUUCCACUCAUUUUUGGGCAUUCUCAUCCCUUGUCUCCUCCUAUUACCACAUUUCUUCCCUGUAGUGUAACCCAUUGCACCUGAGAGUCAGGCAGAGGCUGAAACUGGCUCUGAAGAAAACACCCCCUUUGCUCCAUUUCCUCAUUAAGCACAUAGUAGCAACUUGCCACACAGAACAGCUGGAAACAGCCUUUCCCAUGUGAUACAGCUUUAACCUGAGCCCCGGCCUGGGAGGGAAGAGCAUUCCCCCUUUUACUGAAUAGCUGGGGAUGCAGAGCUCAGAGAGGAAGGUAGUGAGAGGAGCACUGACCAAGGGUGCCCCCUGAGACCAUACAUGUUCACAAAUCCAUGACUACUCCACCCUUUACCAGCUGGGCUUUCAGUGCUGCAUGGAAUCAGGCACUUCUCCAUGCCUGUACUCAGCAAGGACAGUGGACUAACAAAGGUGAGAGAUGUCUCUCCACGGGGUGGGAAAGAGGCCCUAGAGCAAAGCUGGACCAUCUCCUGGCCACCACAGAAAAAUCCCUUCUCAGCCCAUGACUACCUUUAGCUCUCUCGACCCAGAGAAGUAACUUACAGAUUGUGCUCUCUGUACUGCUCUAUGCUUCCAGAUAGCCCUGUAGCAGUAGUUCUCAACCAGGGGUCUGGGGCCCCCUGGGGGGCCACAAGCAGGUUUCAGGGGGUCUGCCAAGCAAGGCCAGUGUUAGACUUGCUGGGGCCCCAGUCAGAAAGCCAAAGCCCCACCCCAAAGCUGAACCCUGGGGCCCUGAACCCCACCAACUGGGGCUGAAGCCAAAGCCUGAGCACCUUAGCUUCGAGGGAGCCCCGGUGGUAUGGAGCCCCAGGUGACCAAUUAAGAGAAAGAUAAGCUUGAUAGUAGGAGAUUUGUUUUAUCUAUAGCCAGUGUGAUAGUCUGCAUUUCCAAAUAGCAAGUGGCUGAGGGGAGCAGCUCCCUGGAGGUCAGAGGGAAAGUAGGCUCUUAAAGCUAACACAAGGUGGGAGGAGGAUAGUUUCAGAUAGGGCAGGGGGAGAAGCAGUGGGGAGGCAUGUUGAUCUCUCAGAAAUGGUGCUAUAUUUGAACUCCUUUCCGGCCAGUCACUUGAAGACGCUGACAGUUUGUAGGUCUGUUCUUGGACCAUCGAGUUUAAAAGCUAAGUAACAUGAUGUUUAAAUGGGCAUUUGGUGCUUUCGAAGGAGGAAUCGGAUUGUACCUGCAUCUUCGCUCCCUGUUGGAGGCGGGGGGUUCUGGGGCAGUUGUGAAAUCCCAUUAAAGUCCAUUUUGAGUUGUUUUUAAAAACUUUGUAUAUUUGUUCAGAUGUUAAAGCUGAAAGACAGUUUGUACUAAGAACAAAAAAUAAAACUUCUUGCUGAG
Trachemys scripta elegans is the source of this 6215-nucleotide messenger RNA. It is a transcript of the gene EMILIN3, whose product is annotated as elastin microfibril interfacer 3. Gene Ontology annotation, cellular component: extracellular matrix. Gene Ontology annotation, molecular function: protein binding. The record is from RefSeq and is a predicted model, not a curated record. Bases 381 to 2840 code for a protein of 819 amino acids. NCBI's taxonomy places the organism in Eukaryota, Metazoa, Chordata, Testudines, Emydidae. The transcript is spliced from 4 exons.